AUGCUCACAAGAGGUUUCCAGACUUUAGUCUCUUCAUCGUCCAGCAGUAUCAAUCGCAUAGCUCAGAGAAGCAUGUCCACUCAAUCCGUUUACAUUGUUUCAGCCUCACGGACACCCGUCGGAUCCAUCAACGGGUCGUUAUCGACUCUGAGUGCUCCUCAACUCGGAGUUGUGGCUGUCAAACAUGCUCUCGAGAAGGCUGGUGUCAAACCGGAUCAAGUCGAGGAGAUUUACAUGGGAAAUGUGGUUCAAGCUGGUGUUGGGCAAAGUCCAGCGCGUCAAGUCGGCUUGGGAGCAGGCAUUCCCGAAUCUACCGACGCGACUACCAUUAACAAGGUCUGUGCUUCUGGAAUGAAGUCUAUCACUUUGGCUUCUCAGGCUAUUCAGCUUGGUCAGCGGGGAAUCAUGGUGGCUGGAGGUAUGGAGAGCAUGUCGAAUGCACCCUUCCUUGUUCCCCGACGAAACCCUGCUUUUGGCAACAUGGAAGCCAAAGAUUCUCUCGUGUCCGAUGGAUUAAACGACGUCUAUCACAAAUUCCCAAUGGGCAAUUGCGCCGAAAACACUGCCGAAAAGCUUUCCAUCACUCGGGAAGACCAGGACGAUCAUUGUCUAUCAUCUUACACUCGGGCAGAGGAAGCGUGGUCAAAAGGCUUGUUCAAGGAUGAAAUUGCUCCGGUCACCGUCAAGGGACGUAAAGGAGAUACCGUGGUGGAAGAGGACGAGGACUACAAGAAGCUGUUAAAGGACAAGUUCAGGAACCUCAAAGGAGCCUUCAAGAAGGAAAAUGGAACAGUCACCGCUGCCAAUGCAUCUACGUUGAACGAUGGUGCCAGUGCAGUCGUUUUGGCUAGCGGAGAUGUCGUCGAGAAGGAGGGAUUGAAGCCAAUCGCCAAGAUUCUGGGCUAUGCCGACGCCGCUUGCGCACCUAUCGACUUCCCUACCGCUCCUACCCUUGCCGUCCCUAUCGCUCUCAAGAACGCCGGGGUUUCCAAAGACGACAUCGCCCUCUGGGAGUUCAAUGAGGCUUUCUCAGUCGUCGCCGUCGCAGCUGAGAAAGUCCUCGAAUUGCCGAGGGAAAAGGUCAAUGUUAGAGGUGGUGCCGUUGCUCUGGGACACCCCAUCGGAUCCUCAGGUUGCCGUAUCGUCGUCACACUCGCCCACGCGCUCAAGAAGGGCGAAAAGGGUGUCGCUGCUGUGUGCAACGGUGGUGGUGCCGCUACUGCCAUUGUCAUUGAGCGUGUGUAG
Molecule: messenger RNA, 1245 nt
Organism: Kockovaella imperatae
Lineage: Eukaryota; Fungi; Basidiomycota; Tremellomycetes; Tremellales; Cuniculitremaceae
Product: putative acetyl-CoA C-acetyltransferase
Exons: 6
Coding region: 1-1245 (414 amino acids)
Biological process (GO): fatty acid beta-oxidation
Molecular function (GO): acetyl-CoA C-acetyltransferase activity
Source: RefSeq, a predicted model, not a curated record